Molecule: messenger RNA, 672 nt
Organism: Cryptomeria japonica (Japanese cedar)
Lineage: Eukaryota; Viridiplantae; Streptophyta; Pinopsida; Cupressales; Cupressaceae
Exons: 1
Coding region: 1-672 (223 amino acids)
Source: RefSeq, a predicted model, not a curated record
AUGGCGGAAUUUUUCGGGAGGUUAAUUAGAAAAAGACAUAGUGAAGGCAUUUGGCAAGGAAUCAAAGUUCAUGAUCAAUUUGAGGCCAUUACGCACUCCCAAUUUGCAGAUGAUACAAUCGUAUUUGGAGAGGCCUCCAUCCGGGAAGCAAUUGGAAUCAAGAACACACUGGAGGAAUAUACAAUGGCAUCAAGACAAGUUAUGAAUAGAGAGAAUUCUCAAUUGCUCUUCUUUAAUACUAAUAAGAUGGUUCAGAUGAGAAUUGCACAACACUUGAAUAUAAAAGUUGUUGAGCUCUCGAUCAAAUACUUGGGGAUUUGGAUUGACAAAGGAUGUAGACAAUCCCAAAAUUGGGAUGAUGUUAUAAACACAUGCCAGGUAAAAUCAAAGAAUUGGAAGAAUAGGCGAUUGUCCCAGGCGAGCAGAUUAACCAUGAUUAAAUCAGUUUUAUCUGUCAUUCCAAUAUGCAGUAUGUCCUACUUCAAAAUGUCAUUCGCUACUGGAAAAAGUCUGAACAAUCUGCUCAAUAAAUUUGUUUGGUAUGGUGCCAAAGACAAUAGGAAAAUACCACUAAUCAAUUCGAACACACUGUGCUUAAUUAAGGAAGAUGGGGGAGUCAGCUUAAGGAAAAUGGAGCUGCAAAAUUCUGCCCUUGAUGCUAAGCUCUCCUAG